This is a messenger RNA of Cheilinus undulatus (humphead wrasse), 2682 nucleotides long. RefSeq names its product DET1 partner of COP1 E3 ubiquitin ligase (gene det1). Gene Ontology annotation, biological process: positive regulation of proteasomal ubiquitin-dependent protein catabolic process; protein ubiquitination. NCBI's taxonomy places the organism in Eukaryota, Metazoa, Chordata, Actinopteri, Labriformes, Labridae. Bases 552 to 2207 code for a protein of 551 amino acids. Gene Ontology annotation, cellular component: nucleus; cullin-RING ubiquitin ligase complex. Gene Ontology annotation, molecular function: ubiquitin protein ligase binding; ubiquitin-like ligase-substrate adaptor activity. The transcript has 9 exons. The record is from RefSeq and is a predicted model, not a curated record.
UGUGGUUCUUCUUCUGCGGUUUCCUCUACGACUCACAAACAUAGCGGCUUCUUCUCUGAGAUUCCUCACUCAACAACGUAUUUAUACGGCUGUAGGUUGUAACACAUGAUGUUAGUUACUGAAACACUCUAUUGAAAUGUACCUGCACGAUUUUGUCCCCUCUCCGCUUUCUAAAAUACAAGUAAGCGGCCGGUAGCUAGCGUUAACAGUGAGUUGUCGUGCUCGUCAGCCAAACUUAGUACCUCUUGCUAACGUUUCACUAACUAUCCAGCUGAUCUCGGAGUACCGGUAAGGCUUCUCCUAAAGGCACUGACGAGCUCUCAAAUGCAUCAAGGGAGUGCGUGCUUACUGUGUCGGAUGUUUAAUGAUAGUGUUAGCGGUGACUGCUCCUUCUUGUCUGUCUGGAUGCGCUAAUAUCGCACGUCAGAAGUCUUCUCAGUGGCGUUAAACCAGAGUCCCCGUCCUCUCAACCACGUUAUGAUUAUCCCCUUACAGCUCUCCACUUGUGAUGUAGUCAUCCCAGUGUUUUAGACCAUUUCUUAAACCCAGCAAUGGAUGACGACACCAAAACGUUGAAGCCAAGACGAAUCCAAAAUCAAAAUGUGGUCCACCGCCUAGAGAGGCGAAGAGUAUGUUCAGGGCGACCUGGAGCUCAUUGGUACAGAGUACGUUGCUUCCAUCAGAACCUUUUCCCCAAUUUCACUGUGGUCAAUGUGGAAAAGCCCCCCUGCUUUCUGAGAAAGUUCUCUCCAGAUGGACGCUGCUUCAUUGCCUUCUCCUCUGAUCAGACAUCUCUGGAGAUAUAUGAAUAUCAAGGCUGCCAGGCUGCUCAGGACCUUUUGAGAGGCCAAGAAGGAGAGACUCUGCUAACAGCCAAUGACCAGCGCUCACUAAAUAUCAGAGGCCGCCUCUUUGAGCGCUUCUUCUCUUUGCUCCAUGUUACUAAUGUGGCUUCAAAUGGAGAACAUCUAAACCGAGAGUGCAGCCUUUUCACAGAUGACUGUCGCUAUGUCAUUGUUGGAUCAGCUGUGUAUGUCCCAGAGGAGCCACCGCCUUACUUCUUUGAGGUGUAUCGAAAUAAUGAGUCUGUUACUCCCAACCCCCGGUCACCUUUAGAAGAUUACUCCCUCCACAUCAUCGACCUCCACACCGGCAGGCUUUGUGACACCAGGUCUUUUAAGUGUGACAAGAUCAUCCUGUCCCACAACCAGGGCCUCUAUCUGUACAGGAACAUCCUGGCUGUGUUAUCAGUGCAGCAGCAGACCAUUCAUGUUUUCCAGGUCACUGCAGAGGGAACGUUUCUAGAUGUGAGGACUAUUGGGCGGUUUUGUUAUGAGGACGACCUGCUAACUCUUUCAGCAGUUUACACUGAAGCUCAGGCUGAGAGUCAGUCAGGCUUCCCUCGCCUGUACACUGACAAAACCAUCAACUCCCUGAAGCACAGGCUUCUGGUCUACCUCUGGAGAAGGGCUGAGCAGGACGGCAGUGCCACUGCCAAGAGGAGAUUCUUCCAAUUUUUUGAUCAGCUGAGAAGGUUGAGAAUGUGGAAGAUGCAGCUGUUGGAUGAGCAUCACCUUUUCAUUAAGUAUACCAGUGAAGAUGUGGUCACACUCAGAGUUACUGACCCCUCACAGCCAUCUUUCUUUGUCGUAUACAACAUGGUUUCUACAGAGGUGCUUGCUGUCUUUGAAAACACUUCGGACCAACUUCUGGAGCUGUUCGAGAAUUUCUGUGACCUAUUCAGGAAUGCUACACUGCACAGCCAGGCUGUCCAGUUUCCCUGCUCUGCUUCGUCCAAUAACUAUGCACGGCAGGUCCAAAGAAGAUUCAAGGACACUAUAGUAAAUGCCAAAUAUGGCGGGCAUACCGAGGCAGUGCGGCGACUUCUAGGUCAGCUUCCUAUAAGUGCCCAGUCUUAUAGCAGCAGUCCGUACCUCGAUCUCUCCCUCUUCAGCUAUGAUGACAAGUGGGUGUCAGUAAUGGAGAGACCAAAGACCUGCGGUGACCACCCCAUCAGGUUUUAUGCUCGGGACUCUGGCUUGUUGAAGUUUAAGAUUCAGGCAGGCCUGUUGGGACGGCCAGUAAAUCAUGCUGUGCGCCGCCUGGUUGCCUUUACUUUCCACCCUUUUGAACCUUUUGCCAUCUCUGUACAGCGCACCAAUGCAGAGUACGUGGUCAACUUCCACAUGAGACAUGUAUGUGCAUGAGGAGUUGCUGAAUAUGAACUGACUGAACACUUUAAUGGACACAAGAUGGAGGACUGUUGGACAUCUGUAAGCAACUAUGAGUAACAAUUCAAAAAACAAGUGAAGAGUUUGUGCUGUUAGUCUUCCUCUCCUGUUCUAAAGAGAUCACAAAUCUUCUUUCAUUUUCCUUGUUGUGGAAAACGAGGGUCUUGUAAUUUUUCCCGCUUCAGACACAGUUCCCCAGCCCCACCCUCCAGCAAGAAGAGAGGAUAGCUGUUCUACCUUCACCCCUCUUAUAUAAAACCAAAGGUGAUGUCUUACCAUGCUCUGAAAGAUGCACAUUUAAUUGUUUAUCUAGUUGGUUUAUGGUCAGCUGCCCAUCUAAAUGUCUUUUACGUGCAUGGAAAUGGAAAUCAUUUUUUAUGUGUUUUUACACUAUUUUUACCACUAAUAUUGCUUGUAUAUAUUUUAUGCCAAUAAAAUGUCCAAAUACCAA